Messenger RNA from Trichechus manatus latirostris (Florida manatee), 6438 nucleotides. It is a transcript of the gene MED12L, whose product is annotated as mediator complex subunit 12L. Gene Ontology annotation, cellular component: mediator complex. NCBI's taxonomy places the organism in Eukaryota, Metazoa, Chordata, Mammalia, Sirenia, Trichechidae. The transcript has 39 exons. Gene Ontology annotation, biological process: regulation of transcription by RNA polymerase II. Gene Ontology annotation, molecular function: transcription coregulator activity; beta-catenin binding. The record is from RefSeq and is a predicted model, not a curated record.
GAGAGAUCAUGGCCGCCUUCGGGCUUCUCAGCUAUGAGCAGAGACCGCUGAAGCGCCCCCGGCUUGGGCCGCCCGACGUCUACCCGCAGGACCCCAAGCAGAAGGAGGAUGAACUUACUGCUGUGAAUGUAAAGCAAGGCUUCAACAAUCAGCCGGCCUUCACUGGGGAUGAACAUGGCUCAGCCAGAAAUAUUGUAAUUAACCCGUCAAAGAUUGGAGCUUAUUUUAGCAGCAUAUUAGCUGAGAAACUGAAGCUUAACACUUUCCAGGACACCGGAAAGAAGAAACCACAAGUUAAUGCUAAAGAUAAUUACUGGCUGGUCACUGCUCGAUCUCAGAGUGUAAUUCAUAGUUGGUUCUCUGACUUAGCCGGAAAUAAACCACUUGCUAUUCUGGCAAAAAAGGUUCCCAUCCUUAGUAAGAAAGAGGAUGUUUUUGCAUACUUAGCUAAAUAUUCGGUGCCAAUGGUUCGAGCAACAUGGCUGAUCAAGAUGACAUGUGCCUAUUAUUCUGCUAUUUCUGAAGCUAAAAUUAAGAAGCGUCAGGCAACUGAUCCCAAUUUGGAGUGGACGCAGAUCUCUACCAGAUACCUUCGCGAGCAGUUGGCCAAGAUUUCUGACUUCUACCACAUGGCCUCCAGCACGGGCGACGGCCCUGUCCCUGUGCCACCGGAUGUGGAACAAGCCGUGAAGCAGUGGGAGUACAACGAGAAGCUAGCGUUUCACAUGUUCCAGGAAGGAAUGCUAGAAAAACAUGAAUACUUGACAUGGAUCCUGGAUGUUUUAGAAAAAGUCAGACCCACGGAUGACGAUCUUCUUAAACUUUUGUUGCCGCUAAUGCUGCAGUAUUCGGAUGAGUUUGUUCAGUCGGCCUACCUAUCUCGUCGUCUUGCCUACUUUUGUGCCCGGCGUCUGUCCUUGCUGCUGAGUGAUAGCCCCAGUCUCCUUGCUGCCCACUCACCCCACAUGAUGAUAGGACCAAACGGCUCAAGCAUCGGGGUGCCCAGCCCCGGCCCCGCUGGCUCCGGCAUGAGCCCCGUGCAGCUGGCGUUCUCCGAUUUCCUUUCCUGUGCACAGCAUGGGCCCCUGGUGUAUGGACUUAGUUGUAUGUUGCAGACUGUCACUCUCUGUUGCCCAAGUGCCUUGGUGUGGAAUUAUCCCGCAAAUGACAAUAAGAGCACAAACCCGGGCUCGCCGCUGGAUCUGCUGCAGGUGGCCCCUUCCAGCCUACCCAUGCCGGGCGGGAACACGGCUUUCAACCAGCAGGUUCGAGCGAGGAUUUAUGAGGUGGAGCAGCAGAUAAAACAGAGAGGCCGCGCCGUAGAAGUCCGGUGGUCUUUCGACAAAUGUCGAGAAUCAACAGCAGGGGUGACCAUCAGUCGGGUUUUGCACACACUGGAAGUCUUGGAUCGUCACUGUUUUGACCGAACUGAUUCCAGCAAUUCAAUGGAGACGCUUUAUCAUAAGAUUUUCUGGCCAAACCAAAACAAAGACAACCACGAGGUUGCUGCCAACGAUGAAGCGGUGGUGACGCUGUUGUGUGAAUGGGCUGUGAGCUGUAAGCGGUCAGGCAAACACAGGGCCAUGGCCGUGGCAAAACUCUUGGAGAAGAGGCAAGCAGAAGUUGAGGCAGAGAGGUGUGGUGAAUCAGAGGUCUUAGAUGAGAAGGAGUCCAUUUCUUCAGCCUCUCUUGCUGGAUCUAGUUUGCCUGUUUUCCAGAAUGUUCUACUAAGGUUUUUAGAUACACAGGCCCCCUCAUUGUCGGACCCGAACAGCGAAUGUGAAAAGGUGGAGUUUGUGAACCUGGUGCUGUUGUUCUGUGAGUUCAUCCGCCACGAUGUCUUCUCCCACGACGCCUACAUGUGCACCCUCAUAUCUCGAGGGGACUUGUCAGUCAGCGCCUCCACGCGGCCACGGUCGCCAGCGGGAGAAAACGUAGACGAGCACUAUUCAAAGGACCAUGAUGUGAAAAUGGAGAUCUUUUCUCCCAUGCCUGGGGAGUCCUGUGAGAAUACCAACCCUUCCUUGGGAAGAAGAAUGUCGGUUAACGGUGAGAAGUUGAUGAAGAGGGAAAAGCCGCGGGAGCUGAUUUUUCCAUCGAAUUACGGCCUCCUCCGUCACUUGCAGUAUGCAACCCAUUUUCCUAUACCUCUGGAUGAAUCUUCAAGUCACGAAUGUAACCAGCGCACAAUCCUUCUCUAUGGAGUCGGUAAAGAGCGUGACGAAGCGAGGCAUCAGCUGAAGAAGAUUACCAGAGAUAUCCUGAAAAUCCUAAACAAGAAGAGCACCACAGAGACCGGGGGUGGGGAUGAAGGACAAAAAGCCAGGAAGAACAAACAAGAAGCAUUUCCAACACUGGAGACUGUGUUCACAAAGCUUCAGCUCCUUUCGUAUUUCGAUCAGCAUCAAGUGACAUCUCAGAUCUCUAACAACGUGCUGGAACAGAUCACAAGCUUUGCGUCCGGAACAUCCUACCAUCUCCCUUUGGCUCACCAUAUUCAGCUAAUCUUUGAUCUCAUGGAGCCGGCGCUGAACAUCAAUGGACUAAUUGACUUUGCAAUACAGCUACUAAAUGAACUGAGCGUUGUGGAAGCCGAGCUGCUCCUGAAAUCUUCCAGCCUGGCAGGAAGCUACACGACGGGACUGUGCGUCUGCAUCGUGGCUGUGCUGAGGCGGUACCAUAGUUGUCUGAUCCUGAAUCCCGAUCAAACAGCCCAGGUGUUCGAAGGGUUGUGUGGUGUGGUCAAGCAUGUUGUCAACCCCUCAGAAUGUUCUUCCCCUGAAAGAUGCAUCUUAGCCUACCUCUAUGAUCUUUAUGUGUCAUGUAGCCACCUCAGAAGUAAAUUUGGAGACCUCUUCAGUAGUGCCUGUUCAAAAGUAAAGCAGACCAUCUAUAAUAAUGUGAUGCCUGCAAAUUCUAACUUGCGAUGGGAUCCUGACUUCAUGAUGGACUUCAUUGAGAAUCCAUCAGCCCGGAGCAUCAACUAUUCAAUGCUUGGCAAGAUCCUGAGUGACAAUGCAGCCAGUCGCUACAGCUUUGUCUGCAACACGCUCAUGAAUGUGUGUAUGGGCCAUCAGGACGCUGGAAGGAUUAACGACAUAGCCAAUUUCUCCUCUGAGCUGACAGCUUGCUGCACUGUUCUGAGCUCGGAAUGGCUGGGGGUUCUGAAGGCUCUUUGUUGUUCCUCAAAUCACGUGUGGGGGUUUAAUGAUGUUCUCUGCAGUGUCGAUGUGAGUGACCUUUCAUUCCAUGAUUCAUUAGCUACUUUCAUUGCUAUUCUGAUAGCACGACAGUGUUUCUCCCUGGAGGACGUCGUGCAGCACGUAGCGCUUCCCUCUCUCCUUGCAGCAGCUUGUGGGGAUGCAGAUGCGGAGCCUGGAGCCAGAAUGACAUGUCGAAUCCUGCUGCAUCUCUUCCGAGCUCCCCAGGCCUGCUUUUUACCUCAAGCCACCGGCAAACCUUUCCCUGGAAUAAGAUCAUCUUGUGAUCGACACCUCUUAGCCGCUGCUCACAACAGCAUCGAAGUGGGAGCUGUGUUUGCUGUCUUAAAAGCAAUUAUGAUGCUUGGAGAUGCCAAAAUUGGCAAUAACAAUGUCAGCUCUUUAAAGAAUGAUGACUUCACCAUGAGGGGUUUACGGCGUGAUGGGAAUGCUGAUGAUAUCUGGACUGCCUCACAAAACUCAAAAUCCUGUGGGAAAAGCAUUUCCAUAGAAACUGCCAAUUUAAGAGAAUAUGCUAGACACGUCCUGAGGACUAUCUGUCAACAGGAAUGGGUGGGAGAACAUUGCUUAAAAGAACCUGAAAGACUCUGUACGGACAAAGAACUCAUACUGGACCCCGUGCUUUCGAAUAUACAAGCACAGAAGUUAUUACAGCUUAUCUGUUACCCUCAUGGCAUUAAAGAGUGCCCUGAGGGGGACAAUCUCCAAAGACAGCACAUCAAGCGUAUCCUUCAGAAUCUUGAGCAGUGGACAUUGAGGCAGUCCUGGCUAGAACUUCAGUUAAUGAUCAAACAGUGUCUGAAGGACCCUGGCUCUGGGUCUGUGGCUGAAAUGAACAACCUACUGGACAAUAUUGCAAAGGCAACCAUCGAGGUAUUCCAGCAGUCGGCCGACUUGAACACUAGCUCUCCUAGCUCUGGCAUGGGCCUCUUCAACCCAAACAGCAUUGGAAGUACUGAUGCAAGUAGCACGAGACAGAAUGGAAUCAAGACAUUUCUAAGCUCCUCUGAACGCAGGGGUGUGUGGCUGGUGGCCCCCCUGAUCGCCAGGCUGCCGACUUCUGUGCAGGGUAGAGUGCUGAAAGCUGCCGGGGAAGAGCUGGAGAAGGGGCAGCACUUGGGUUCCUCUUCCAAGAAGGAGAGAGACCGGCAGAAACAGAAAAGUAUGUCUCUUUUGAGUCAACAGCCUUUCCUCUCGCUGGUCCUUACGUGCCUUAAGGGACAAGAUGAACAACGGGAAGGGCUUCUAACGUCUCUCCAGAAUCAAGUUAAUCAGAUUUUAAGUAACUGGAGAGAAGAACGAUACCAAGAUGAUGUAAAAGCACGGCAGAUGAUGCACGAAGCAUUGCAACUUCGUCUCAAUUUGGUAAGAGAUAUUUCUAAUACCAUUACAAAUUCUGUGCCUUGAAGAAAAAUGCUUAGUUAAUUAAGUGUAACUUGGUUUUGCUUUAAGAUGAAAAUAAUUGUUUUCUUUCACCUUAGUGAAUUAUUCACAACGGUUCUUGACAUGCUGGGUGUUUUAAUCAAUGGAACAUUGGCCUCUGACCUAUCAAAUGCAUCCCCAGGGGGAUCUGAAGAGAACAAACGUGCAUACAUGAAUUUAGUAAAGAAACUGAAAAAAGAGCUAGGAGACAAGCGGUCAGAAAGCAUUGACAAAGUGCGACAGUUGCUACCUUUGCCAAAACAGACCUGUGAUGUCAUUACUUGUGAGCCGAUGGGAUCCUUGAUUGAUACAAAAGGAAACAAAAUUGCUGGAUUUGACUCUAUAGAUAAAAAACAGGGUCUCCAGGUGUCUGCAAAGCAGAAGGUGUCCCCAUGGGAUUUGUUUGAGGGUCAGAAGAACCCAGCUCCUCUCUCCUGGGCCUGGUUUGGGACUGUCCGAGUGGACCGCAAGGUGACCAAGUAUGAGGAGCAGCAUCACCUCCUUUUGUAUCACACACACCCCAUGCCCAAGCCCCGAAGUUACUACCUCGAGCCACUGCCCCUGCCUCCUGAGGAGGAAGAGGAAGAACCCACGUCUCCCAUCUCUCAGGAACCAGAAAGGAAAUCAGCUGAGCUGUCGGAUCAGGGAAAAACCACAAUGGAUGAAGAGAAGAAAACAAAGGGGAGGAAGCGCAAGACGAAAUCAAGCUCAAGAGUUGACGAGUAUCCACAAAGCAACAUUUACCGAGUGCCUCCUAAUUACUCACCCAUUUCCUCCCAAAUGAUGCAUCAUCCAUCAUCCACCUUGUGGGGUUACAACCUUAUGGGCCAGCCCCAGCAGCCCGGCUUUUUCCUUCAGAACCAAUCUCUUACUCCAGGUACGUGUAGAGAUAGCACCUCCACCAGGUCUCUCCAAGAUGGGAAUAACUUGGGCUGUGAGUGCUUCCAGAAACUGGACCACUGCAGUGACCGCUGCUCGGGUUGUUUUGAAAAUGGCCAGCCAGGGGACCAGGCAGCUCUCUUUGCUGCACAAGCACGGCCCUCGCCUCAGCUGCCUCAGUAUCCAGGGCUGCAGCAAGCACAGACCAUGCCCCAGGGUUAUACGAUGUACGGAACACAGAUGCCCUUGCAGCAGAUGCCACAGCAGCAGGCUGGCAGUGUGGUCCUCUCUCCCGGCUAUAACUCCAGAACCUACCCAGCAGCACACUCCAGCCCUGCGCUCAUGGAGAGACUCAGACAGAUGCAGCAGCCACCCAGUGGCUAUGUCCAGCAGCAGGCGGCGCCAUACCUGCAGUCCUUGACCAGCUCUCAGAGACUGAAUCAUCAGACCCUACAGCAGAGCCCUCUGGUGAGCGGGGGAAUCGAUGCUGUGCUGACUUCUGCACAUCCAAACCUCCCCUCGGUCCCACUGCCUCAGGACCCAAUGAGGCCUAGACAGCCACAAGUUCGACAGCAGCAGAGACUCCUCCAGGUACGGGCCAGGAAGUUGAGGGCAGCGCGGGAUGGGCCCUCCGUCACAGACCGUGCAAAUACACAGCAGUCACAGGAAGCAGAAGAUGCUCAGAUGUUAAUUUAGCAAGGUCCAGGGAGCGCUGUGUAUCUGACACUAGAUGCUAAACUCCUGCAGUUUAGUUCUAAGCCAGCAAGAGUCUUCCUUUCUCUGUGUAGCUGCCAGCUCAUGGUCUGGAGAGUGUGUUUUGCAGAUCAUCUUUGUCCUGACAGAGAAAUUUGAGAGGGCGGGUGGAUGCCUUCAUCUCCAUUAGCAUAAACCUAGUUUACAUAGUCACUUUUUAACU